GUGCGCGUCGGCAUCGUGGGCGCGGCGUCCAUCGCCAAAAAGAAUGCGCGCGCCAUCCGGCGCAGCGAGCGCUGCUCGCUCGUGGCCGUGGCGUCGCGCAGUCUGGCCAAGGCCGAGGCCUGGGUCGCCGAGCUGGGCUUCGGCGCCUCCUGCCGCUGCGUCGAGGGCUACGAGCACCUCCUCGCCGCGGCGGACGUCGACGCCGUCUACGUGCCGCUGCCGACGAGCCUCCACCUCGACUUCGUGGUCAAGGCCGCGGCCGCCGGCAAGCACGUGCUCGUCGAGAAGCCCGUCGGGCGGACGGCGGCCGAGGUGCGGGCCAUGGUCGACGCGUGCCGCGCGGCGGGCGUCGCGCUCCUCGACGGCACCAUGUUCGUGCAUCACGCGCGCUUCGAGCAGAUGGACCGCCUCUUCGCCGACGAGCAGUUCUGGGCCCCGACGCGCGUG
Aureococcus anophagefferens is the source of this 447-nucleotide messenger RNA. RefSeq lists its product as hypothetical. The annotation marks the transcript as partial. NCBI's taxonomy places the organism in Eukaryota, Pelagophyceae, Pelagomonadales, Pelagomonadaceae. The record is from RefSeq and is a predicted model, not a curated record. The transcript has a single exon. Gene Ontology annotation, molecular function: nucleotide binding.